Messenger RNA from Ochlerotatus camptorhynchus, 764 nucleotides. RefSeq lists its product as uncharacterized. The transcript is spliced from 2 exons. Lineage: Eukaryota; Metazoa; Arthropoda; Insecta; Diptera; Culicidae. The coding region runs from base 120 to 407 and encodes 95 amino acids. The record is from RefSeq and is a predicted model, not a curated record.
CGCCGACGUUUUAUCGUUCACUACUUUUACCACCAGCAACAUCCACUCCGUUCGACGGCUUCGGAUCACAUCCCAAGCAGAGCAUCCGCCUCCCACUACAUCAAAUUGAAAGCGCAAAAAUGAAAGUAGCCAUCUGUCUGCUUGCCAUCGUCGCCGUGGCCCUUGCCGCCCCCCAGGAACGCGAUGGAGCUGCCCUGACGAGCGAAGCCAUCCGACAGGCCCAGUCGCAGCAGCUGAUCCCCCGCGAUGCCACCAUCCAGGGAGUGCAGGAAGGCAUCCAGGUUGCCGCCAUCGAGUCCAUCCCCGGAGACCAGCGCGUCGAUCUGUUCCAGCUGCUCGGCGAUCAGGUCCCACGUGAGGUUAUCUCCAAUCUGCAGUCGCAGGUUGACCAGGUCGGACACAACUAAGUGAAUGGUGCACGUUUGCAGAACCACCCUGCAGCGAUUUUUUUUUCUCAAGUCAACGGAUGACGGAUUUGGACUCACGAUACGAUGAUACGCACUGAGGCAUUAGGACAGUAUUUGAUUUUUAUUUUUUGUGUUAGCUAAACAACGAACAUCUCGACAAAUCGUAUUAGAAUAUGAUUUUUGUUUCUCUCUUCAUAGUUACCAUUCGAUAGGAAAAAAACACACUUGUUAUUCUUCCACGAUAGUGCCAAUAAUCCUUUUGUGGUUGUACCAUCGAAGGGAUGUGUUUUUGUUUACCAUUGUAGAUGUUAAGGAUAAAGGAACUUUGAUGUAAUAAAAGAAUGAAAAACCUAAAAA